This is a messenger RNA of Paramecium tetraurelia, 1252 nucleotides long. RefSeq lists its product as uncharacterized. The transcript is spliced from 5 exons. Lineage: Eukaryota; Ciliophora; Oligohymenophorea; Peniculida; Parameciidae. The record is from RefSeq and is a predicted model, not a curated record.
AUGUGGGGGGCAGAGGUUUAUAUUUAUGUAAACUCUCUUGAAAAGUUAUUCAUAAUUGUGGGUAAAUCAGAUAAAAUAUGGAUUCAGACAGUAUUCUACUUAUUAUAUAUGCUAUGUGUGUCAAUACGCAGCAAAACAAAUAGCAGACAUCAAUAUUAUGCUACUAAGCCUUUGCAAUAUUAGAAAUUUUAUGAGAUGAAAAAAAAAUAUGAUUUCAAGAAUGAUGAUUUGACAUUCCCCAUCAAUAUACCACUUAAACAAAGAUAUGCAUAUCGACCAUAAAGACAAUUCAAUAAAGCCACCCCAUAAAAUGAUUAUCUUAAUACAGAAGUUAUGAGUGGCAAUGAAAUCCUCUUAUACUUUGAAUAAUUAGACAACUUGAGAAUCAAUGAGAUCUUGAAUGGUCUUGAGAGAUUGCAUAAAUACAAUAAAGGAUAAUUCAAUCUUGCUGAACAUCCUUGGGUUAAAGCUGCCUUAGACAAAGUAUUUGAAGAACACAAUCAUCUUACCAAAAUUCAAUUUAUACAAUUACUCAAUAUCUACAGUAAUUAUGGCAUUGAAACACCAGAGGUUUGGGCAAAGUUUUAAGAAAGAAUGAUUAAACUAUUACCCAAUAUUCCAGCUAAAUUGUUUGGUGAAUGUGUUAGACUAUUCAUGGAAAAGUCAGAAAGAUCAACUGAUGAAUUCAAAAAAGAAUUGAGUCUUGUUAUCCCUGUUCAUUUAACUAAAAUGUCUCCAUAGGCAAUUGCAACAGCAUUCGAAAUGGUUUACAAACACAAUCUGAUGACUGAAUACUUAUUCUUUGAUCAUUUACACUUAAUUUUGAGAAACAGAUUCAAAUGGUUCAUAAAGGGAAAAGCUUGUCCACUCAUGUUGAGACUCCUAAGAGAAGCUAACUUUGAAACAUGUGAAUUUUUAUGGCCUGAAGUGUACAAACAACUUGAGGCAGAAUUAGAUAGAAUUCCAAAUGAUUAAUGUGCACCAAUCAGAAAUGAGCUAGUCAAAAUUGGUGAGGCAUUUCCCAGUCAUUCACAAUAUAAUAAUAUUAUUAUAGCCAAAAAGAUAGGUGCUAGAGCUACUUGGGAAGCGACACUUGGAGGAUAAGCUAGAAAAUUAAGUUUAGUGGAAAUUGUUAAAAAUGAUAUCCUAUAUUACAAGGAGAAAUAGAAGCUAUAGAGAAGUCAAAGCUAACAGAGUCCUUGAUAUAUAAUUAUGAAAUUGUAAAAUAUACAAUUAUUUACAAAAACUAAAA